Molecule: messenger RNA, 2093 nt
Organism: Papilio polytes (common Mormon)
Lineage: Eukaryota; Metazoa; Arthropoda; Insecta; Lepidoptera; Papilionidae
Product: proton-coupled folate transporter
Exons: 9
Coding region: 218-1693 (491 amino acids)
Biological process (GO): transmembrane transport
Cellular component (GO): membrane
Molecular function (GO): transmembrane transporter activity
Source: RefSeq, a predicted model, not a curated record
UUAAAUUCAGGAUUGGCGGCUUGGCGCCGAUUGGCAAGUUGCGUGCAAGUUAAGACGAAUAAAAGUUUCAUAGUUCAUAGCAGCGAACUCCGUUCAGCAGUACAGUAGUAUUGACUGGUAUUAACUCUAAUGUUUUUAUUUUAUUAAAUGGUGUUUGAAAAGUUGAGUGCAAUUUGUUAAAGUUAACCUUAAUUAAAAAAAAGUAUUAAGAAAUAUAAUGGAUAAUUUUUCAAGUAAGGAUUCGUACAGCGUGGAUAUUGCAAGAAAACCAUGGUACAAAUAUAUAACGGUGGAGCCUUUGAUGUUCUUCUACAUGCUUGCUUUCAUGAUAACUAAUGUAAUAGAACAAACUUUCUAUGUGUUCAAAGCUUGUACAGUGAACCAUGGGUACAGUGAGGAGAUAUGUUACAAUAUAAGUGAUUAUAAAGAUAUCAAAACUGAAGUUCAGGUGACAGUAUCAACAUUUCACCAAUGGAAUGGCAUCGCAAGUCAUAUAGUGCCUCUCUUGUUGGCGUUCUUCAUUGGUUCCUACAGCGAUAAACGAGGCCGCAAGUCGAUUCUCCUUGCCGGAUUAUUGGGCAAACUUUUUUUCUCUAUGAUGAUUACUCUGAAUACAAUUAAAGCAUGGCCAGUGGAAUAUAUAAUUUUUACGGCUGCGUUUCCAAGUGCCUUGACAGGAGCGGAUUUGUCGAUAUUUGCUGGGAGUUUUGCCUACAUAUCUGAUGUAUCUUCAUUGAAGAAUAGAACGUUAAGAGUUGGUAUCUUAGAUAUUGUUUAUCUAAGUACAAUGCCAGUUGGAGUAGCUUUAGGUAAUUUUUUAUACACAAAAGUGGUGAACAAAUCUUUUACAGCGAUGUUCUUAAUUAACACUUGCCUUAUGGUAAUCGCGACUAUUUAUUGCAUGUUUGCAUUAAAAUGGCAAACACGUAUAGAACAAAAAUCCCUUAGAGAAGCCAAUGUGAAAAAUCCAAUCACCGACUUCUUUGAUUGGAACAAUAUAACUCAGACUAUUGUCACUUUAACAAAGAAGAGAUCAUAUAACAGAAGAAUGAUACUCUGGUUCCUACUAAUUUCUAUGGCUUUUUACACAUUUCAAAGAGAUGAAAGGCCAGUAAUGUAUCUUUACGUGACAAAUGUAUUCGGUUGGAAUGAAGUUGAUUUCAGUAAAUUUCGUACAUUCCUUAGUUCAGCGUAUGUCGCAGUUAUGCUUAUUGGUAUACCAGUGUUCACUAAAAUGUGGAAUUGGAAGGAUACAGCGAUAAUAAUGUUGGGCGCGGCGGCUCAUAUUUGUGGACACACGAUAUAUGCACACGCUACAGUUGGCAAAAGUCUAUAUAUUGGUGCGACUAUAGCGGCAUUUGGUCCUUGUGUUGCACCAUUGAUUAGAGCUAUGACGUCAAAAGUUCUACCGCCUGCGGAAAGAGGUGUGGCGUUUGCAUUUCUUUCUGUUAUGGAAAAUGCAGUUGCAAUGUUCGCUUCAAUCAUUUACUCGCAAUUAUAUAAGGCGACAUUAAAAACUGAUUACAUAAACUCUAUAUUCUAUCUUACCAUAGCUACACAAGCAGCAGUAUUUAUAUUAGCAAGUGCAACAGAAAUAGUUUUGCAUGGAAGACGUAUAGAAACUCUUAUUGAACAAGACGAAGCACAGAUUCCUACCACAUCAGCUGUGAAUAACGACCAAGAAGUAUAUUAAAAUAAAUUAAUAAAGAAAUAAGGGCCUGUCCCACCAAAUUGUAAAUUGUCUAAACAAACGUGUAAAAUAUAUCUUGGAAAUAUCGGAUGGUUCCCUUAUAACAAUGACGUCAGCUUUAAGCUAUCUGAUGCUCUAUCAGCCAGUAGUGGGACAGGUCCUAAAUGAAAUUACUUAUAAGGCUGUGUCCAAUAUUAAGAUAUGAAAUUAUUAAUACUGUAUGUUUUUAUGUAAGAUUCCUAUUUAAAUAUACAAUGAAAUACAUACGUAUAUGUUGAAAACAUAUACUUUAGGACCAAGUAUCCAAUGCUAAGGAAAAAAAAUAAGAUUUUUUAUUAUUGGUUUUGUUUUAGUAUGAUCAUAUUCCAGAGGUAAGUAUUAGGGUAAUUUUUAAUAUUUAAGA